Molecule: messenger RNA, 13267 nt
Organism: Porites lobata
Lineage: Eukaryota; Metazoa; Cnidaria; Anthozoa; Scleractinia; Poritidae
Source: the annotation of a GenBank genome assembly
UUCCAUUUUCAGUUUGAGUCUGAUAGUAGCAGUGGAUGUAUUUUACUGUUGUAUUCUGUGAUAUUGUCCAGGUCAAUACGAAAGUAAGUGAUGCUCUAGUAAAUGAUAUUUAACCCUUUAAGCCCUAAUAUUCACAUACAAAUUCUUCAAACUAAUACUAGAUAUUUCCUCAAAGAAUUAGUUGAGAGAAUGUGAUUAAAAAAAUCAAAGCAUUUUCCUUUCAAUGAUCAUCUCCUUAAUUCCUUAAAAAAAAAUCAAAGCAUUUUUCUUUCAAUGAUCAUUUCCUUAAUUCUCAUAACCUUUAGUCUUGAUUUUGCAUUGAUAUCGUGAGGAGAAAGUUGAUGUUGGUCACUCUUAAAUGAAUAAAUAACAAUGUAUGAUUUAGAUGUAGCGUAUCCACAUGGUUGUUCUUCGUCUAUUACUUACUGAUAAGGAUUGUCAUUUAGUGCCGGAGGGCCGGGCAUUUCCCCCGGCUGUUAUGAGUAUGACCCCUGCCCACUUUCUUAAGACACAAAAGGAAAUAGAAUCAAAGAACCUCCCAGCUGUUAAAUCCCCGCCUUCCAGUAAGUGCAUAUGCACGGUACAUUGCUUAUCUUGUGACUUACGUUGCAUCUCAUGCUGGCAUUUUGAGCUGAUCUUUGUGGAUCAGGUGUUUUAUUCCAAUCUUUGCGGAUUCUGGCUCCCACCCCCUCCCUCCCCUUUUUGGGUUUGUCCGUUGGUAAGUACGGGGUCAGGUGAAUAUUUUCCACUGAAUUUCCUUCAGUGUGACGGUGCCAGUUGGCGGCUGCAUGCAGGGGUGGUUCCCGCUUGCAGGGUUGCCAUGGAUACCUCCUUGCUAUGUCUGAGCCGCUCAGGCUCUCGUCCAACCAUUAAGGCACCAGUUCUCAAGUUCAUCUAUUGGCGAUGAGUUUAACGGCAAAUAGUUGACUAGGGGCAAAGAAGUAUCAAUGUCAGUAGAAAUCGAGAGUAAGCCUUUGUGUUAUAAUUUCGAGAAAAAUAAUCUGCUAGUAUUAUAUUGCAAGUUUAAUGUAAGGGAGCUUCUGGUGAUUUUUAUCAAGUAUUUAGUGGCCUUAAACUUUUCUUGUUUAAGAGUGAUAUCUGAUAUGGAUGAACCUCAAGGCAGGCUGAUGGAUGCUCACGACUACUGCACGCAGGUUAGGUUUUCAAUGCAGUACAUGUAUACUACAAUCUUUUUCAUUUACGGGUAUGGAUCAAUCUGACGACGAUGACGAGGAUGAUGAUGAUGAUGAUUUCCCCGACGUUAAUCUUAAAUGGAAUGGAUAGUCUUUGUAGGUUAUGCCUUCGCGUGCCUAUUUAUUGAGUUCAAAAUAGCUCAUAUGUCAGUGGUGUGAGCGUAUGUAUCUUUGUGGCUUUGUAUCUUUGUAACUUUGUAACUUUGUAUCUUUGUAACUUUGUAUGUUCGGAUGUUUGUUGCAAGAGCCAAUAAGGUUGAAGGUACUAUGAGUUGAUGCUAAGGAACCAAUGAGAUCUUGGCAUCUACUUAAAAAUCACAUUGCUAAAGGUCGAACAAGGGCACUUUAAGACCGCCAUCUUGAUUCGUCUUUUAUUACGGCUACAGGUGUUUGGAAACAUUAUAUUAAAUAUCUUCAUGAUUCAAACGCUGUGUACAGUGAUGCAGCUGUUUAAGGGUUCAUAUUUUAGUGUGGAUGCUACUUCAAGACAUUUCUGACCGAAUUCGGCUAUCGCGAACGGUACCACGCACGUAUUUAUGAGUUGUGUUUCACCUGCUUCAAGGUAGAGUAUAAACGAUCAUAUAUUUUCAAAGCUCUUCCAGUGAAGCAAUAAUUGAUAUUUAGAUAUGGACUUUAAUUCGAAAGUAUGCGGCCUAUAAAAUGUGGUUUCAGAAGUUUGAAAAGCAGCUUAUUUUUUUAAAAGCUGUACCGAGUAUUGUUAAUCCUGUAAACAAGCUGUAGAAAUAUUAUUCUCUCGCUUACAAAGUUCAACAGACCUUUUUUGUUCCGGCAAAACAACAACAAAAAGGAAUAAUAAGUGAACAACGUGAUACAUCCUUCCUGCAUACUAAGCAUUAUAGUUAUUGAAACGUAUUUUAUUUAGUAAAGAUGCGUAUAAACUUAAGUAGAAACAGUAGCGUUUGGGAAUAAAAUUGGAAGAAGCUAGUUGACACAAUAAUUAGGUACUGCUUUAUUGAGUGGAGUAACAUGAUAUGAGCAGAAAUAUAUUUCGGCAGUUUGAUAAUUUUCUUGGAAGUUAAUAAAUGUUAGGCUAUCAACCUUGACGUUGCAUGAAACAUAAUUUAAUUGCAGAUGUUGUAAUAAGGCCGAGGUGAUUUCUUAAAAUCGCUUGAGAAAAUUUUGUAGUAAACAAUUUGCCUUUUUUUUAACGUACGAAUUGUAAAAGGGCCAAAGACCAACAUCUUCAUGUGCAAAUUGUGUGCAAGAGUUAUUUUUAUAAUUCUGUUUACUAGUUUAUUGUGUGAUAACUCGAAUUCCCUCACGUACGAACCACGAAAGGGGACAAAGUCCGACACUUUCACGUGCCAGCUGUGUGACUGUACAUCUCAUGCAGAUUGGCUUUUCACAAUAAUAAAUAGUAACUUGGACGUAUGAAGACCUGUUUCGUUUUAUAACCAAUGCCUUAAAAAAGGCUCUUGCCUUUUAAGAAGCAAUAGCUUUUAAAACAUGAAGUAAUAAGUUGUCGGAGUUAAAGACUGUUUCACUGAGUAGAAUCGCACGUGAAAACCUCGUGAAUUAUGAUGACGCAACCAUCUACCUCAAUGAUAAAAAUCCUGGUAUUUCGUAACUAUUCAGUAUUCGAUGAGUCACAUUUUGGCUUAAGAAACUCCGAGGAAACCUUAGAGUUUUCCUUCUAAUCAACGUUUGGUGAGUAGAAAUUUAUUUUACAUUAGCAAUUUGUUUAACUUGCACCAGAUGUAACUGGGAAAGACAGAGGAAAGUGAAUACAUAGGUUGAGGAUCGACUCAGCUGAGCGUUUCGCGUUUUCAUUUAUGUAGCGCAAUACCCAAUUUCGCACAAAAACCAAAUCUACAUUUAGGAUGAAAAAGGUAGAUUCAUCACUCUUGGUAAGGUUACACCGAAGUAUUAUAGUUACACUGAAGCAUUCAAAAUAGCUCAUGCACGUUGAACGUGCCUAUGUUUUUAAUAGAAUGUUCAAUAUUAUAAUUUUUUGUAUGUCUGCUAACACCAUUCUUAGCGCAGUUUUCCCAGGUGCGGUGGUAAGGUGUCCCCUUAGUCCCUUGAUGUAUCAUACAAGUGUUUGUUACUUUGUUUGUUUGUCUGUUUCCGUCUUUCUUUCGUUCUUUCUUAAUAGCUGAAAUUUCGUCCAGUUUGAGCUUCUUUUUCAUUAACUGCAGCAAAAGUCUCAUUCUCGUUCUUAUUACAUGUAUUGUCCUUUACAGGAACUGGUGAACUUGUUAAUAACUGGAAAGGCUGUCUCAAACACAUUCGAUAACAUCAUGGAAGUUGAUACAGGGGGUUCGAAAAAGGUGUAGUAUUUAAGACGAUGUCAUGAAGGAUAUUUUUCAUCGUGUUUAAUGUGUUUAAAGGGUUCCGUUUAUCGUUUGUCCCAAGAUUGUCACUUGUGAUCGCGACUUACUUAGGUCCUCGUCAGGCGAUAAAGUUGAUUUACUGAGUGAGACUGUUUGUACCCCACCCCCAUUGUUGUUAAUGAUUGGUGUACAGUCGACCCCUGCUUUACGGACACCUGGUUAAUACGGACACUUUCUAUGGCUCCCUUAGUGUCCGUAUUCACGCGGUUCGCCUGUAUCACGCACCUAAGGCGAUUUUUACUGAUAUGUGAAAAUUUUCCUUGUCCUCGGAGAAAGAAAGCCCUUACUUUUUCUCUUAAUUCAACCCGUGUAAUACGAACACCCCGUUAAUACGAACACUUUCUAUGGCCCCCUCAGAGUCCGUAUUUACGGGUUUUGACUGUAUGACGAACCUAUUAAAGAGGAUUUUCACCCAUAUGUAUAAAAGAAUUACAACGAUUCAAUGUGAUAGACUAUCUCGAGAAUAUCUGAAGGAAUUCCCCUUUUACUUUGCGACUGCUGAUGCCUCUUAGUUUUUUUAAACAUUCUGUUUAAUCUUUCGACAUGAACGUCUUAUAGUAAGGUUUUCUGCUUCCCUAUAAAUGCUAACAUUGACCGAUCUUUUUGUGUGUGUUUUUUUUAGAAUGUCUUCAAAGGGAUAGAUAAACAAAGUGACAUCGGGUUUUUGUCCUUAUUUGAACAUUACAAAUCAUGCGAGGUUGGUGAUGACUAGAGAUAUUAGCGAGCUUAAGCAACGGUGACGGCGACGGCGACGGCGACGGCAACGAGGACGGGAAAAAAGCAAUAGGUUUAGAGCCUGUUUACAUGGAGGUGGGGGACCCCAGGUAGGGGAGGUAACCCGCUUAGGUCGGGUAACCCACCUCUCCAUAUAAUCUCCCAUUUUAAUUUGAUCACGUUUACAUGAUAUGUGGGGUGACCCUCUGUAUGUUACCUCACCUAUCUGGAGUCCCCCACCGCCAUGUAAACAGACCCUUAGAUUGGCAAAACAAUACGCUUUUUUGUGCAUUUCUUCGCCGUCGUUGCACGACUACAACGUGAAGGUGCCUAAUUUCACGUUUUGUCGAGGACGAGAACACGCGACUUUCUUUUCCUUUACUUUGAUACAGUCCUUUAGAAUUCAACUACAAAAAAUUUGCCAACAUUUGACGAGUUAAACGAGAUGCUAUAAGCGCGAUAGAAUUUGAGGCAACGCGAAUUCACUUUUCAGGUGACUUUUUAGUAGUCGUUGUUGUCGUUGUUGCUUAAGCUGCCUAUUUCUUUGUGUAGAGAGGAAAGAAGGGGGGCGGGGGUGUGAUGAAAGGGGCCGGGAGGUGCUUACCCACUGUCACCGUCUUUAGGGAGUUUAAGCAGCUACGUUUUUGAGCGACGCAUGUCAACCGGAAGUGAAUUUUUUUUUCUAUGUGCCUUUUCUCUUAUGUGUUCAAAAUCACGGCUCAAGAGCGCAAAAAGUACACUUCCGGUUGACGUGCGUCGCUCAAAAACGUCGCUGCUUAAAUUGCCUUUUAUUUUUCUGCACACCUCCAAGGCUGCUUCCUGUUCCUCCCAGUUUAAGUGGAACAGAACUCGUUUUUCUUCUUUAAUACAUUGAGGCAAACCUUAGGGUGGAGCUCCCGUCCAUAAUAGUGGACCUUGGAAAUGAACAGACUGUUAGACGUUUUCGUAGCCGUCGCCGUCGCCGUCGCCGUCCUUGUUGCUUGUUGCAGGCAUUAACUCGUCUGGAUAGAGCCAAGCUCUGUAGAUAGGCUGGUUGACAUACGUUGGUUUGUAACGUCCCGAGUAAAAAAUAAGGGCGACUGAAACAAUCCAGAUUAUUAUAUGGAAAUCAGGCUUAAGGUUUAACCCUUUAUGUCCCACGGGUAACCAACACCAAUUAUCUCCUAACAAUAUUUGUACAUUAUCAAGAGACCGGGUUAUGAGAAUUAAUAAAGUCAUCACUUAAGUGAAGAUGCUUUGAUCUUAAAUCAUAUUCUCUCAACUUGUUUUUCAAGGAAAUGUAAGGAGAUCAGUGUGAGGAAUUUUUAUGUUGAUAUUGGGGCUUAAGAGCGAAUGCACAGAAAAAUCGAGCAAACCGUGGCCACAGCUCAGAACCUAACCUACCCUCAUUUUAAGUCUGUAAUAAGGUUUUAAUGAUUUUAUAACACUGCUGAGGUUUAAAUUUCAAAAUGCGGCCGAGUUUGGGAAUUAUUUGAGAUUUUCGAUUUCCACGGUCUGCGGGCCUAAAAUUAGCCGAACACGGCAAUAUAGCCUAGCGACAGAAAUGAGCUGACUUUCAUAAACGAGCGAAUAUAUUGGCAAUCUUCCACUUAAAUCUCAAAAAACAGAUAUCUAACAAUUUCUAAACAGCACAUUUUUUUAGAUGUUGAGAAUAAAAUAUCGCCAACGAGCACAAUUUUGAAACGUAAUUUGCAUAAUGCUUAUCAAUACAACAAUUUACCGCUAAAACCAAAAUCGAAUUUUUUAUAUGGGGGAAUUCUCCAAAUCACCCCAAAUCUCGGUUACUACCCAAUGAGAUAUAGUACUUCAACAUUAUCUGAAAGUUAGUCUGGUGUUCUUGCGAACGCUUGUAAAAUAGAUUGAUUAUUUUGAGGUUAUUUUGCCCCAAACAACCGCUAAUUGACCCCAGGGUCAAUUGACACGUGCACGUCACCUUAGUUUUAUGAGUCGAUUUGAGCUCGUUAAAAGGGAGAAACUAACAAGAUUCUUUUUAUAUGUACCUGUUUUAAUGAAAUGCAUGCAAUCUUCAAAAGGAGAGGCCGUUCAAUGGGUAAUUUCUGUUCUUGAGAUCUUGGAGAUUGCAGCAUGGCGUCUGCGAGCGGACCUGAGUCUAGGUCUGUUUUCCCGUGACUGCGAAAUUAGAAUAACAUCUUGAAAUAAUUCUCGCUCUAACCUUCGUAAAUGAAUCAGCUUUUCAGUGCCUUACCUGAGAUAAAAAGUGGGCCGAAUAGGAAAACAUUUCUAGCGCAAUUUGGAUCCUUUGCAGCACGUAGUGUUUUGUUAAGUGGCGAUGGUAUCAAUGACUUUUAACUAGUUACUCACCUCCGAUUGCGUGGCCAGGCAAUUAUCGAUUGUCUCCUGCGAAAAAUAAGUGCACGGGAAACGAAUGCUUUCGGGAUACAGUAAAUUUAUUUUCCUGUAUGACCAGCUGUACUUUUGUCCUAUUUUAAAAGUGGUUAACUAAGACGGUUAGCAAACAUACCGUCCCACUUUAAAAAUGGUACAGUAACUGAAUGUUCUGUUUUCUGAUUUUACCCCCAACCGCGGAGUGUUCAGAAGAUAUAUUUGCAAAACGCAUGAAAGGCAAAUGAAUUAAUUUUUAAGGUUCAAGGCGGUUUUAAGGCACGGACUAUCAGUGGAUUAGUCAUGACUUGUCAUAAGGUGCAUUGAACAGAAAAUUGCAGUGAUGAUAUCUCUGCUAUUGUAUGUCCGUUAAGUGAUUUUCCGGCAAACAUUAUUUUUCGACUUUUUUACCCCAAAAGUUUUUUCCGUUCAAGUCUUAUCUUUGAGAUCUAAACUUAAAUAAAUUUCUGUCAUUUGUUGUUAAAUGCAAUUCUGCAAACAACUAAGUAUUUAAUUCUGCGUAAAAGCUACACGAAAUUGUCUUGUUUAGCCGUAAAUCAUUAAAAAGAGAAAGCAUCAGACUUUCUCUUUUCAAGUCUAGUAGGACCUAAGCAAUGGCAUUGCUUAAGUCCUCCGGGUAGUUGUUCUCCUUGUCUGCUAAGGAGGAAACAGUUUGCUCUUUUCAAGAAAUUGUUCUUGCCCAUUGCGGUUUCAAACCAAGGAUAGCAGCAGGUCUGUCGUGGUCAUAUACCGCUACUUCAGUGCAAACGAAGCAUAGGCGCACAAGUCAGCGCUUGCGUUUAGUCAGGUGCCGAAAAUGAAGUGGAAACUUAACCCCAAGGGCGUCCAUGUUCGCUGCGGCUCGAAAAGGUAGAAUGCAACAUAGUAAAGCAGUUGUGCAGUAAAAAGUAAUGCGAAAAACCUUCGGGGGCUGGGGAAAGAAAGGUGUCUUAUUUUUCUUUGGCUUGUUCUAUUUUUGCGACGUGGUACAGGCUACGAAAUACUGACAAGCUCACAUAUGUCUUCACCACCGAGAGUCACUUGCCCUUAGCCGGACACGCCCCUCACGUAUCGUGUCUCGUUCUUAAAGUUAUUUCAAAGCACAGAACCAAACCUAAUCAGCGGCCGAAGGCAGAAAGGGGGAUGAGCAAACGGAUGUCACAGCAUAUUUUGCAAGAAACCGGUAUCCUUGUGCCUAUCGACUCAGGAACGAUUGAUUACUACUAGAAUUAAUAUCAGGUCAGAAUUUGAGUGCUACAAUGGGAGGGAAGGAAGAAAAGGAAACCGCCGCGCACACCUGUUAAGACUUUUAUAAACUUUCUCGUCCUGGCGGUUUCAAAGAAGGGCGUUGUGGCUGCUAUUUAAUUUACAGUGUUUGUUGCAGGUGUUGAAUUAAUCUUACAGCAACUGGAAACGUGGCCACGCCUGCUGAAACUGAUAUUGCUUAUAGCAUGAACGGCUAUAGUUUGGUAUAUUCACGAGCGCGUUUUGUCCAGUGAACUGAGUGCGUAGUUUUCUUAACGAAGGCAUGGGUGGGUCAAGUGAAUAGUUCGGGGAAAGUUUGCUUUUUUUAUGGGGGAGGGGGGUUAUAUUUGUUGAUAUCAGGAGUUCUGGCCUGGAUAGAGUCGUUGUAAAGCUAUCUUUUCUUCGCAGUAUCGGUUUACCGGAAGCUGAACAAGGAAAUGUCAAUGGUGCAUUUAUGAAAUAAUUAUAGAGAUUCUCACGGUCUAACAGUGCGACGAUUAGACUUCUGGGAAGGUGGCAACGAUCAAGGCCCGCAUUAUAAUUCAUGAUAAUUGAAGGUCAUGAUGUGGAAAAAGCGACUCAAAUGGUGGAUGCCAUGCAAUCCUCAGUCGCGGGUGGGGGCGGCGUACCUGGCCUUAACGGUUGCCCCUGCGACAGAAGGCAAGCAUGUCCAGAUUGUCCACGGGUUGCUAACGAGACCGUCCCUUUCUUAGUACCCGUUCCCUGUCUUAUGAUUAGACCCGGGCAAAUUUCUCGAGAUUGCACCAUCAUUUUGGGCUUAAAGCUUCCAAAGUCCAACAAUUAUAAUAGCGCAUGUUCGCGACGGUUUUUUAAGUCAGUCAAGUUCUUAAACCAGGCCUUAAACGCCCAGUUUUAAGUGUCGAUAACAGUUAAAAAGGCAUACAAGCCUCAUGCAAAAGACAGUGGGAAGGAAGUGCACAUCGGUGAUGGGGAAAAAGGAGUAGCCCACAGUUAUUUAGGGGUGGAUCUUUCGAAACAUUCUUAUACUCUUGGACAGAUAUGCAUUGUUUAUGCAUUCCCAGGUUUGUUUACUCACCUCAGCAAUACACUGCGUUCCCUUGCUUUUUUCCACGAAGGAUACAAAUUGCGCAAGAAAUGUUUUCCUGUUCGGCCCACUUUUUAUCUCAGGUAAGGCACUGCAAAGCUUAUUCACUUACGAAGAUUCGAGGGAGAAUUAUUUCUUGAUGUUAUUCUGGUUUCGCAGUCACGGGAGAACAGACCUAGACUCAGGUCCACUUGCAGACGCCAUGCUGCAAUCUACAAGAUCUCAAGAAUAGAAAUUACCCAUUGAACGGCCUCUCCUUUUAAAGAUUGCAUGCAUUUCAUUAAAACAGGUACAUAUAAAAAGAAUCUUGUUAGUUUCUCCCUUUUAACGAGCUCAAAUCGACUCAUAAAACUAAGGUGACGUGCACGUGUCAAUUGACCCUGGGGUCAAUUAGCGGUUGUUUGGGGCAAAAUAACCUCAAAAUAAUCAAUCUAUUUUACAAGCGUUCGCAAGAACACCAGACUAACUUUCAGAUAAUGUUGAAGUACUAUAUCUCAUUGGGUAGUAACCGGCAUUUGGGGUGAUUUGGAGAAUUCCCCCAUAUAAAAAAUUCGAUUUUGGUUUUAGCGGUAAAUUGUUGUAUUGAUAAGCAUUAUGCAAAUUACGUUUCAAAAUUGUGCUCGUUGGCGAUAUUUUAUUCUCUACAUCUAAAAGAAUAUGCUGUUUAGAAAUUGUUAGAUAUCUGUUUUUUGAGAUUUAAGUGGAAGAUUGCCAAUAUAUUCGCUCGUUUAUGCAAGUCAGCUCAAUUCUCUCACUGGGCUAUUUUCCCGAGUUCGGCGGCGGAUUUUAGGCCCGCAGGCCGUUGAAAUCGAAAAUCUCAUAUAAUUCCCAAACUCGGCCGCAUUUUGAAAUUUAAACCUCAGCAGUGUUAUAAGCUCAUUAAAACCUUAUUACAGACUGAAAAUGAGGGUAAGUUAGGUUUUGAGCUGUGGCCACGAUUUGCCGAUUUUGCUCGAUUUUUCUGUGCAUUUGCUCUUAAGGUUUAACCGGCGUAUAGUUCAAAGGAGCAGUUUUGCUCGUAGUUACUAAAACAAGGAAUGACCUACAAUGAUCUACAAUGACCUACAAUGACCUACAAUGAUCUACAAUGACCUACAAUGAUGAUCUACAAUGACCUACAAUGACCUACAAUGAUCUACAAUGAGCUACUAUGAGCUGCUAGGAGCUAAAAUGAGUUAAAAUAAGCCCUACAAUGAGCUACAAAAUGACAGACAAUGAUGUUAAGCUACGUUUGUCGUGUGUCACGCUUGGACGUGACACUAGGCUCAUGGUAUUAAAUUGCCAAGCACAUUUUGAAAAGGCAAAACAAAAAUAAAGCCUGAUCUCAGGUAACUUGAGAAACUUGAAAAUAAAUUAUUGCAAUCGCGUUUUUACCGGUAACACUAUUAUACCCUGUAUUGAUGGAAGUCAUCCUGCGCCUGCGUGAAUCCUGUAUUGUCACAGUACUGUGACUUUUGUCCAAACCAUCCCUUGCAACCUUUCCCGUUAGUUGUGUUUUGUGUUGUCUUUUUUUUCAAACAAAUUAAACAGUACUGUGACAAUACACUGGAUUCACGCAGGCGCAGGAUGACUUCCAUCGAUACGGGGUAUAAUAGUGUUACCGGUAAAAACGCGAUUGCAAUAAUUUAUGUUAAGUUUCUCAAGUUACCUGAGAUCAUGCUUUAUUUUUGUUUUGCCUUUUCAAAAUGUGCUUGGCAAUUAAUACCAUGAGCUUAGUGUCACGUCCAAGCGUGACACAGGACAAGCAUCAUAAUUGUCUGUCAUUUUGUAGCUCAUUGUGGGGCUUAUUUUAACUCAUUUUUUACUUAUUUUAGCUCCUAGCAGCUCAUAGUAGCUCAUUGUAGAUCAUUGUAGGUCAUUGUAGAUCAUUGUAGAUCAUUGUAGGUCAUUGUAGGUCAUUGUAGGUCAUUGUAGAUCAUUGUAGGUCAUUCAUUGUUUUAGUAACUACGCAGUUUUGCUACCCUGCAGAACAGGCGUUAUUUUUUGCGUUUCUCAAACAAACUGCUGUGAUAAACAUAUAAGGGAAUAUAAACGCAUUUUUGUUUAUCACCGCUGUUUGCUUUUUGUUUCUUCUUCAGCUUAGAUGGCCAAACAACAUGAGUAUCUACGAUGUACUGACAAAAUUCAUCAUUUCAUUUGUUACAGGUUGGUGUGAAUUACAAGACUCCCAAUUAUCCUAUUUGGGUGAUAUGCAGCGAGAGUCACUUCAGUGUCUUGUUCUCUAUCGACAGAAACCUCUUGGACGACUGGUAAGCUUAUAAUGACUAGUAAAUGGCCGUAUUUACACUAGAGGCGGAUUAUCCGUUGGAUAAUUCGCGUCAGACAGAUAAUACGUCUUAGUUUUGGAUGGACAAUCCACCUGACUUCAUCCAUCUGUAUUUCCUUCAAUUUUGACGGAUUUUCAAGAUGGAUUAUCCGUCUCAAACGGAUAAUCCGUCUCCAGUGUGAAAACAGCCAUUGAUACUAGCCAAUUUACGGCAUUUGAACUUAUCAGCCUGUUUUUAUUCUUCCUAAAGACUUCUAUUCUUUGAUGUUGUCACUGAAAGCCAUUUAUGUAGUAAUGAGGAGUUUUAUUCCUUCCGUUUUGUUAAAAACACUGAUGGUGUAAAAGGGAUGCUACGUCCUGGUCACUUAUAGUGCUUUACCGAAGCGUUAGAAAAUUACGUCUAUCAGCGACCAGUUUACAGGCAAAUGAUGAUGGUCGGACACCAACUGUAUGAAGGAGUGGGAAACUGUCCACUUACCCCUCCCCUAAGCCAACAUUAACACUUACUUCUCACUUAGGGCAAAAUGUUGGCUUAGGGGAGGGGUAGGUGGGCAGUCUCCCAGAAACGUAUAAUGAUCAGAUCAAAGCGUGCAAACUCAGAGGCAACGUUUUGGUAUCGAGGUUUCUCGAAACUGACCACCUACCCCUCCCCAAGUCGACGUUAACUUUUAUUUCUCACGAAGGGUAAAAUUGUUACAUAGGGAAGGGGUAGGUGAUCCAAGCUUUGGGCACCUCCAAGGGAAAUUGGACCAAGAGUACUCUUGUUAGACGCUUAUACUAAGCUUAGCAAGCCAUGGUGCCCACACGACCGAGGCUUCUCCCAGUCUCUUUAGUAUGAGAAACCUGGGUGUAAUGCUUUCCUCCCCCGCCAUCUCUCCCGCUAGGAAAGGAAACUUCUGCAUGUAGGCUAUCGCAGGGUUACCGCUAGCAGUAUGUCGCCAGGUUCCGUUAAUACACAUGAGUGAGGAGAGACAACGUUAAGGAAUGAACGCGAUGGCAGGGCUUGAAACCUGAACUACGGAUCCGAAGCCAGAGGUCCUUGCUGGCCGGAAGUCCUAGUCAUAAUUGUUGAAGCACUCGCGGAUUUCUUCGACCCUUCCGCUUCAAUGUUUAUACAAAAAAGUCCAAGCAAUCUCUUAAAACCAACACUGGGAGAAGGAGACCUUAAGGGAAUCGGAGCAUGUAUUCGUGGAAUGACUUGGUUUAUCUUGUUUUUUCAAGAUUAUGAUAGUCAUUGCAGGAUUGGAUGUGUGGAUAAUGUGCUAUCUAACUGCAAUAUAGGAGUCGAUGUAGGCUCUAACGAUUGAUUGUUUGUUUGAUUGAUUGAUUGAUUGAUCGAUCGAUUAAUUGAUUGACAUACACAGGAGGUUAGAGAAGAAGUUUGAUCUUUAUUACUAUGAUGGUCUGGCACGGCAGGAUGAGGAGUUAAGAUUGACAGUUGGUGAGUAAGCAUUACUUCCUGUAAACUGCCAUAGUGUAAGCUAUAUGGUCUUGCUUGGGUACAUAGCUGUUACAGGCUAGCUAAUGGCCUAGAAAAAAGAUACUUCAAGGUCAUGAAAAAGUCAGGGAAGUUAUUUUGAGUCAGGAAAAAUUGAAAUACUUAACAAAAACUAAGGGAAAAUUGAAAUUUUAAUUCCACGGGUUAAAUACCAUUAAUAUGGAAAAACGCAUUUCAGGUUAAUAUAAUCUCAGAGAUGUCUUUUGUUGAUGAAAUUACGAUAGCGUCCCUGUAAUAUGUAUGACAUCAUCUCAUUUCAACUGAAGCCUCCUUUUUCAUGAAAGAAAGAUAAAAAGGCGUUUGGCAAAUAAAAACAAGAAGAAAAAAAAGAAAAGAAAAAAAAAAAAUCAACACUAUGAAAGCGUAUUACAAAACGUACAUUUUAGGUGCCUGAAAAAAGCCGUUUAAUUGUGGACGGCAGAAGACUUAAAACGGAGAAAAAAUGGUUUCAAAAAUAUUCGGAUACGUGUGGACGGAGCCUUUAAGUAAUUUCAUCUUUCUCUUGAUAAAGAUACAACAAAAGAAUGCCCAGAAUACAAGGACACUGAUCUUGUGCCUCCACUGGAACACUGCAUACGAACAAGGUGA